AUGUCAGAUAUCGAUUUUAAUGCCUUGAAGGCGCGGACUUUGGGCUCCGGGAACGACGAGGAGGCAGUAACUGUGAACACCCGCGCACUCAUAGAUAAGGUGUUGGCUCGAUACUCUGGUGAAUGGACCGUCCUUCGAGAACUACUCCAAAACGCAGCUGACGCCUGCGCCUCAAGCGUUACUAUCAAGUUCGAGACCAUCCCUUCAACAAGUGUCCCAGCCCCUACUGAGGCUGAUCCGUCGGCUUCUCUAAAACAUGUCAUAUCUCACCACACCCUCAAACGUUUGAUACUUACCAACAAUGGAACUCCCUUCUCCCCAAACGACUGGGCUCGGCUUAAGCGUAUCGCCGAGGGGAAUCCGGACGAAACCAAGAUUGGGGCAUUUGGAGUCGGAUUUUACAGUGUAUUUUCUGAUUGCGAAGAGCCAUUCGUAUCCUCAGGCUCGGAGGCUAUCGCAUUUUAUUGGAAGGAGAAUGCCCUGUUCACCCGUCGGCUAAAAUUAGGGGAAUCAGAUUCAAACCCAAAUACGAACUUCGUUUUGGAUUAUAGAAAUACUACAUCUCCAGUCCCAGCUCUUUUGCCUUUAUGCCAGUUUCUCGCCAGUGCCCUAACAUUUGUUGGGCUGAAGUCUGUGGAGCUUUGGCUUGAUGGCUGGAAACUGCUGCAUCUUUCUAAAAAAGUUGCCCCAAGUGUUAAAAUCAAAAUACCCAGAGAUGUUGAGACCAAAACUGGUGAGGGUCAUAUGACAGUAUCCGGCGUGAUACAGGAAGUUGCUCAGAUGGAUGCAACAUGGAUGGAAGCAGUCUCGUGGAAAGCCCCAAACAACACGUCUCGAUUCGACAGCUCCAGACAUUAUGACCCUACAUCGUCUUUGAAAUCCUUUUUCUCCCGCCUGACUGGCUCUUCCUCGACUGGCCACUCUGCCAAAACCUUCAACCCAGGGAGGGCGAGCAAUCAAGAAGCUCAGGAAGACCUUAUCUCCACGAGAACAUCAUCUGUAUUCCUUCACAUCAACACUGCCACUAUCAACACCUCCAUCGUUUCGUCGUUUGCUCGUGAGCUUGAGCGCGCGACAAAAAAACCCCCACCUAAGAUGACGACUCUUGCAAUUUUAACGACAUCGUAUAGCUCCCAGGAACCUGGAGAAAACAACAGCUCAAAGAAUGCAGAUAUCUUUGCCUCCGUCCUGCCUUCAAGGUCUGGUAGAAUCUUUAUUGGCUUCCCCACGCACCAGACUACAGGCUUAAAUGCACAUAUCUCUGCACCGUCGAUAAUCCCGACAGUGGAGAGAGAAAGCAUUGAUCUCAAUGCCUGGUGGGUUCGCACUUGGAACCUUGAAUUAUUGAGAGCUGCAGGAAUUGUUUGCAGGAUCGCCUUCUCCGCUGAGAUGUCGUCUCUCAAUAACCGGAUUCGGGCUGGAGUAAACCAGCUUGGUCGGUCGAACAUUCGGAUGGAGGACAUAACCCAUCUAUUACCGGAGGCAGUGCAUACUUUCAACCAGUUUGUCUUCCGUGAAUCAACUCCAACAUCGAAGGUUGGCCAGGUAAUCGAAGAUUCAUUCUGGACCUGUAGCAAAAAUGCAACGAUUGAAGUAUUAUCUACUUCCGGGAUCCUUCCGUGUCACCAGGUGCGAAUUGCACACAAGGAUCUCAGCUUCAUGGGUUCCAUACCGGUAAUACCAGACGAGCUUAUGACAGGAGCAAAGGAUUUUGUGAAGCGCUUGGCGGAUUUCGGCCUUGUCACCGACAUUAACGUCUCAGAUAUUAUCAAAGAGUUGGAGUCUCAUCCUCUGACCUCAAAGCAAUUGGAAGAAUUCCUGUCUUGGGUGACCAAAAAAGCUUCCACCCGUGACAUUGACAUUCCGACAGUCCGAUCCUUACUACGAGUGGCAGUCGCAAAUGACGAAUCUCCUGGUGGCGUUUCCUCCCAUGUUAUUGUUCUCAGUGAUGUGAAUAGUUUCGUGAACCCGAAUAAAAUUCCUGCGGAAUUGCCCAUGCCACUAUCCGUCAUGCCUUUCAAAUAUACGAAGAAUUUGCCAAGGCAUUCUCUGGAGGCCUUGCAAUGGAAAGAACUGCAGAUUUCUACUUGGAUUACAUGGCUGGUAGAAAAUGCGAAAAAUAGGGGCUUGCUUCGUCCAGACCAAGAUAUUACGCAGGCCGCCUCAUUUGCUACCCAGGUGCUCCCUGUGCUAUCUAAACAAUGGGAUAGCUUAGAUAUAUCCACAAAGGGUACCCUCACUGGUCUUCUGCGAAAUACUACAAUCAUCCCCACCAAGUCUGGGAUGAAACGGCCACCUGAAGCGUAUUUCCCGUCUGUAAGACUAUUUGACGAUUUACCUGUCGUGACAGGGCUAAACAACGUCAAGGAGAAAUUCCUCGGCGCUCUAGGUGUUCGGAAGACCGUUGAACUCAACGUGAUUUUUGAAAGACUACUGAACAAGGAUGAUAAAUCGACCGACGAGAAAACCCCAACCCUCAAGAUGUGGAGUCACGUAGAUUUGAUCAAAUACCUGACUUCCGUUCGAGACGAUAUUCCACCAGAAGAUAUUCAAAAACUGAAACAAGCAAAAAUAUGCACCGCUGUAGCCAAUGAAAAUCCUAACUUGGAUGGUAAACGAUAUAAAGUUUGCGACCUUUAUGUGCCGGAUGAGUCAUUGAAGGCUCUUGAAUUGCCGAUACUUUAUUGGCCGGGAAAGUUUUCACCAAGUAGCCCCGAGGGGCGGUUUUUGUCGCUGCUGGGACUCAAGAGUUUUCCAGCAGCUCAAGAGGUAUUACAACUUAUGGCUUGGGCAGCCACGGCAGACAAAGCCAAACUCCGAGAUAAGGCGAUGGCGUAUUAUAUAACCCACCAUAUUUCCAAUGGAUAUGUCAAUUUUGAUGCAUCCACGGUUAACAUGCCAUAUCUUCCAAUUGAAGGACAAAACAAACUCAGCACACCGAAGCAUUGUUUCACCGAUGAAGGAGCUACCCUAUUCGGAUUUGAUCUCCUAAGAAGAGAUCUUUGGCCCCAUGCCUCAAAAUUUGGUGUCAGCCAGCAUCCGUCGCUCAGUGCCUGUAUUGAUAUUCUUGUUAGCAACCCUCCUCCCUCGAAAAAGGAGGCCAGAAUUUUGUUUGAAUAUUUCGCCAAACGUCUAGGAGAGAUCAAUUCACCUCGAUCAGAGCGUAUUGGUCAAGCACACAUAGUCCCUGUAAUCCGAAAGACGUCCAAUUCUAACUUGUUCCCGAAGGACAAGUCUUCACCAGUCACUCAUAUUGCACCACGAGAUUGUUAUCUCGGCGAAAGUGAAGACUACGGAAACAUAUUUGAUUUUGUUGACUUUGGACAAGAAGCCAAUCUGUUUCUCCUUGCGUGUGGCUCCAAGCGGGAACCGACCAAGACUGAAGUUGCGAGCAUGUUGGUCAAGGAACCCGCUAUGAUAUCUGCAAAGCUUCAAACCCCUGAAAAAUAUUUGAAUCUCUUGCGGAGUCUCGCCGAAAGCAUUCCAUUGUUAAAGAAGAACAGAGAUUUGUUCAGGGAGAUGAAAACAGCACCAUUCCUACUCGCGAGCAGAGAAUUGCCUUCCAAACCGACUGCUUCUCGCAAACCGGACGAAAAAUUAAUUGAUAUUGACGAUGAAACUUAUGAAGACGAUACGCAAGCCAUUAAGGAAUGGCAACUAGUAAAAGCUCAUGAUGCUAUUAUCAUCGAUGACUAUUCCAGUUUUAGCUUGUUUAAGCAAAAUAUCCUUGCUGCGCCGCAAGAGGAGCUGCUUGAACAUCUAUAUGUUGCCCUAGGCACACCAUGCUUGAGCGAGCUUGUGGAGGAGCAAGCUCGGUGUGGCAGUCUGGCACCCGAUCAGCGCGUUGCAGUAAAAUUGCAGAAGCAAAUUUAUGAGCGGUCUCGCUUAUUUCUCCACGACCUGCCUCGCGAUAUGAUCAAACAUGAUACCAAGUGGCUGGAGCGAAAUCUUUCAGUUCAAGUUGUGCAGUCUAUCUCCUUGAGACGGACCCUUAAGGGCCAUCAUGCUUCACAUGUUGAACAACGGAGCGCUGUUGUCAUGCAAACCCAGACCGGCUGGGUAUUAUCGAUGGCUGCCGGUCGACCAAAUUUAUACCAAGUCAGUCAGGCACUUGUUCAUCUCAUUCUCCAUAGACCGAAAUUACACUUAACACUCACACUGGAGAUGUUGCUCAAAACCGACCUCCUCGAGCUGCGUGCUCGAGGCUAUAAUGUCGAGCGUAUCCUUCGCCAAAAGGCUGCUGAAGCUCGGAUGGAGGAAAUCAAACGGCAGCAGCAGUUGGAAGAAGAGUUAAAACAAAUCCAAGAAAAUGAAGUUGCUUGGAGAAAAGGCCAGCAAUCUGAACAGUCACAGGAUCACCACGAACAGCAGUUGAUGCCUGGAGAUUUUCCCAGUUCGUCCCCACCUCAUGAAAGGAAGCCGAGCCAUAACGCAGCAUCUUCAGAAGCAACACCUACCCGUCCAAAGAGCGGAAGAGGACUUUUCUCUGACCUGACUCGUCGAUUCGGAUUAGAGGAUUUCGCGCGAUCGAAUAGUCCCGUGCAAUCCGCCAUGCAAGGUCUCCGUGACAGAAGACACCAACCUAGCUCCUCGUCUGACGCCCCUCCACCGCCGUACACUACUAACGAACCAGAUUCGACAAAGAAUCCCAAUCCACAACCAGUGACAUCGCCCCAUGCACUCCAAUCAAACCUGAUGUCUGCCAUCCAAGCAUGUCGACCGCACGGAUCGACAACGCUCUACAGCCGUGGCGAACAGAAUAAAGUCGUGGAAACCAAAUCAUACUGCGACGAGAGACCCAGCCACGACCUUGUAUUUGCGGCCGAUUCUACCUCUAACAUCCGGAUAUUCGUGGCGAAAACAGUGAACGAUCGCUCUACGUUCCUAGCUGCGAAUUCGAACGGCCUUAACGCCUUCGCCUCGAUCUUGACAGAUUGCGCUAGUGUGUUUUCACUCCGGCUAGACAGUGUCAACAUAUUUUACGAUCCGGCUGGCCAGACGAUUGCGUUUAACAGCCAGGGCAGCAUUUUUUGCAACUACCUCUACUUCCAGCUGCUGCAUCAGCCGCGGAUGUCGAGCGGAGGGCCGGGGUGUCGCGAUGAGCCGUUGGUGUACUGGUGGGUAAUUUUUUGUCAUGAGCUGGCUCAUAAUUUGGUUGAGGACCAUAGCUCAGAUCAUAGUUUUUAUACCGAGGGUUUCGUGGGGCAAUAUUUCCCCAGGGUUGCUAGGAAGAUAGUGGAGUACACGGCGUCCUCGACUACUGCGGCGGUACCCCCAGGCGUCUCUUCUCCCGCUGCUACCGGCAAAUGAUAAUUUCGGUUGCUUUCAUUUAUUUCCCUUCUCGUUGUCAUUGUUGUAGAUUAGAUAUUUGUCGCGGCGCAUUACAAUCAGGCAUCAGUCAAUGCAUCUAGAUAUGUAUAGACCC
Histoplasma capsulatum G186AR is the source of this 5425-nucleotide messenger RNA. RefSeq lists its product as uncharacterized. The transcript is spliced from 3 exons. The record is from RefSeq and is a predicted model, not a curated record. NCBI's taxonomy places the organism in Eukaryota, Fungi, Ascomycota, Eurotiomycetes, Onygenales, Ajellomycetaceae. Bases 1 to 5310 code for a protein of 1769 amino acids.